This is a messenger RNA of Bolinopsis microptera, 1330 nucleotides long. RefSeq lists its product as uncharacterized. The coding region runs from base 1 to 837 and encodes 278 amino acids. The transcript has 6 exons. NCBI's taxonomy places the organism in Eukaryota, Metazoa, Ctenophora, Tentaculata, Lobata, Bolinopsidae. The record is from RefSeq and is a predicted model, not a curated record.
AUGACCCUCUAUCUACAUUCUACAGGAGUAAAAACAGAGUGUACUCCUGCUGUAGACGGACUCUUGGUUCAAGCAGCAAAAGUUAUUCGGGAUUCCACCGGUUCACAAAUGAGAUCAGUAACCUGGGAAACAGGAACAGUUCUCACUUUGUCCUGUAAACCUACUAUAGACCAGAAGCACCGGACUUGGACCAAUAACAUCAGAGCUCUAAACUCAGUGGACCAGACCCGAAUAGAUUAUGUGGACAAGUUUGGAGAACAGAAACAGCAGAUCGUGGUGAAGUGUGCCGGAAACGAUUUUGUACCUGACAUUUUUAACGGACAAGAUUCUUGGUGUGAAGUUGGCUGCGCCCCGAUACCCGAGGAUUAUACUAACUUCUGGGCCCCAAACUACACUCAACGUUCUAUGGGUCUAGCCUCUAAGGGGGUUCCUAUUGCAGCUGACGCUGACUUGGAGAUAAGUGUAGAAUGUAAGGACGGAUACUCCCAGAAGAUUGGGGAUGUUGGAGAGAAAAACGUGUUCUGUACUGAGUUCGGGUGGUCGCCGAUCCUUCUACAACUUAUUAACUGUGCUACCGGCUGCCGGGAUUUAACAGAAGAAAUUAAAAACGGGGUUGCAAUAUAUACCCCCGGCACUGUGACCUUCUCAAUAGGUGAACGAGUCAGCUUCAGGUGUGAUCCCAACUUUAAGUUAGACGGGAAAGAGGUAUUGACUUGUGACUCAGGGCAACGGUGGACGGGAGACGUGCCGGGGUGUGUUCCAGAUGGAACUGUCAAGUCUCAGGGCUACAGACUGAUUUCCAGUUUGUGGCUUGGUUUCCUGCUUUAUUUACAUUAAACUUUAAUGAAGGGCUUGUAAGACAUCAUUUCCAAUGUAUGUUUUGCCAUAUUAUUAAGAGUUGAUUAUAUUAGAGACAGAUACUGAUAGCAUCCCUCUCUACGUAAACUGGACUGCUUAACGAGAAAAUCUGAUUUGACAACUUUAUAGACAACUAUGUUGUAACCAUGACAAAUAUGAACGAACAAGAUUAUUUGUGAAUCGCCAUCUGAUUCUGGUUAACGAGUCAAUAUGUCAGUAUUAUAUAUUAUGCAUAAUUUCGCCUAUUACAUGUAUGUUUAAUAUUGAGAUAAACAUAAUUUAAAUCAUUACGCAGCCUCAUAUUUACAAUCUAAUAUAUACCGAAUCUGCUGUAUCAGAAACAGGAGAACACUUUGUUCCGUUAACACAUGGAUUUAUUUGAAUGUAUCAACUGUACGAUUUUAAUUAAACCGGUUGCCAGAACAAUACACUAUUUAUUAUAUUUGAAAUAAGAAUUAUCUUCUUUAUUAUU